This is a messenger RNA of Lentinula edodes (shiitake mushroom), 918 nucleotides long. RefSeq names its product alpha/beta-hydrolase. The record is from RefSeq and is a predicted model, not a curated record. Lineage: Eukaryota; Fungi; Basidiomycota; Agaricomycetes; Agaricales; Omphalotaceae. Bases 1 to 918 code for a protein of 305 amino acids. The transcript has 6 exons.
AUGCCUUUUGCUGAAGUCACUUCUAGCACGGGGAAAACCCGAUUCAAAUACACAAUAUCCACACCCAACUUUGAAGAGGCCGAGCAAAUCGACGCUAGCCUCCCUACAAUCGUAUUCUUUCACCCGGCCUUUCUUGCAGAACACAUUUUUCAAGCACAAUUUAGCGACCAGAGAUUAAGGCAGUACAAUCUUCUUUCUUUCGAUUGUAGAGGUCACGGAAAAACCACCGGAGAUCCAGCGCCAAAUUGGUAUGGCCAUGUUGAGGCGGCUGAAGAUGCAAUCCAGUUAAUGGCACUAAAUUCGUUGGACUUGCCUCCUUGUCACCUGGUUGGGGUGUCCUCAGCAACCAACACCGUCCUUGAGAUAGCAGUAAUGGAACCUGACCGUGUUCUGUCAAUGUUCCUCGUCUCGCCGCUUUGUCUCGAAGUGCCAACAGAAGUGGCAGAAGGACACCACGAAAUUGAGAACCUUUGGACUUCUGCCUUUCCGAACAAUAAAACCAUCCUGAAAGAAUUGAUUUAUGACGCUGAGUUCGGGGAGAAACAAUUUCUUUUCUCUGAACCUCAACUAUCUUCUCUAUGCAACGCUAUAUGGUCCAUAUCAUCAAAGACGGCGGAGAGGAGAUGGUGUUACCCUUUCCUUGACCAGUACCGAAUUUUGGCCCAUGGCCUUAAAGUUCAUUGUUCUUCUCAGGAUGAGAAAUCUUUAGCCCGAAUAACAUUCCCCAUCAAAUUGAUUCACGGAACAAAAGAUGUAGCAUUCAGCAAAAGAUAUCACGAAAUAUUUCUUCUGCAGCUAUUGGACGCUGGGGUCGACGCCUCGUUAGCGAUAAUCGACGAUGCGCCACACUGCAUGGUGGCCAGUCAUUCUAAAGAGUACGUUUUACUGCUCAUUACUAAUUUUUACUCCAACAUCUGA